AUGGAGAUGAUGCGUUCUCUGCGUCACGUCAACAUCGACCAUCUGCAUGUGGGCUGGUACCAGUCCACCUAUUACGGCUCCUUUGUCAGCCGAGCUCUGCUAGACUCCCAGUUCAGCUACCAACACGCCAUCGAAGAGUCAGUCGUGCUCAUCUAUGACCCCAUCAAGACGGCUCAGGGCUCCCUGUCUCUCAAAGCCUACAGACUUACGCCAAAACUCAUGGAGAUCUGCAAAGAGAAAGAUUUCACUCCAGAGGGCUUAAAGAAGGCGAGCAUUGGCUUCGAGAAUAUGUUCGAAGAGGUGCCUAUUAUCAUCAAGAACUCCCAUCUCAUCAGCGUGCUGAUGUGGGAGUUGGAAGACAAAUCCACCGUCGCCGACAAGCACGAACUACUCAACCUCUCCAGCAGCAACCACUUGGAGAAGAGCCUUCAGCUGCUGAUGGACAGGGUGGAUGACAUGAGCCAAGAUAUUGUCAAAUAUAACACCUACAGCCGCAACCUGAGCAAGCAGCAGCAGCAGAAGCACCAGUACGUCCAGAGGCGGCAGCAGGAAAACGUCCAGCGACAGAGCAGAGGGGAGCCCCCCCUGCCCGAGGAGGACAUCACCAAAAUGUUCAAGCCCCCUCAGCCACCACCACGCAUGGACACACUGCUCAUUGCAGGGCAAAUUAACAACUACUGCCAGAAUGUGAAGGAGUUCACCUCUCAGAACCUUGGGAAGCUGUUCAUGGCAGAGGCUCUGCAAGGCCACAACUAG
Menidia menidia (Atlantic silverside) is the source of this 756-nucleotide messenger RNA. Lineage: Eukaryota; Metazoa; Chordata; Actinopteri; Atheriniformes; Atherinopsidae. The record is from the annotation of a GenBank genome assembly.